This is a messenger RNA of Cuscuta campestris, 805 nucleotides long. NCBI's taxonomy places the organism in Eukaryota, Viridiplantae, Streptophyta, Magnoliopsida, Solanales, Convolvulaceae. The record is from the annotation of a GenBank genome assembly.
AACUUGGCCACUUGACAAAAAAAAGUCUUAAACUUUGAUAUAGUACGAAGAAAUUAAACGCGUUGAAUUGAAUGAAGUCAACUGUCAAAGAACCAGAUUUUAUAUCUAUCUUUGUUCAUGGCUAACUAAUUGCCAACUUUCUAGGAGGGCAUAAUUCUUCUUUGAUCCUCAAAGAGAAAAAAAAACCCAUGAAAAUAUCCUAUGGGAAUUACGUGGCAUUCUUCUUCCUCAUGAGUUUCUUUGCACUGGAAACAGCAGCAGCAUCAGCAAGAACAGAAGCUGAAGCUCUUGUCAAAUGGAAGAACACUCUCUUCAUCUCUUCCUCUUCUUCAUCUUCAUCUUCAUCGCUCAGUUCGUGGUCGCUUCCCGGCCUGAAAAACCUCUGCAAAUGGUCUGGGAUUGUCUGCAACAACAGGACAACUGUUUCCCAGAUCAACCUUGCCAAUGGAGGCCUCUCUGGCACUCUCGACCACCUCAAUUUCACCUCUUUUGCUUCCCUCGCGCAUUUCAACAUCUCCGGGAACAACUUCACAGGUUCAGUCCCUCCCACCAUUGGAGACGCGCGGAGCUUGGUUUCAGUGGACUUGAGCAGCAACAUGUUUGGCGGAACCAUACCGCCCCAAAUUGGGAACUUGACAGAGCUUCAACACCUCACACUUUUCAACAACAAUAUCGCCGGUGCAGUUCCUUAUCAGAUUGGAAAUCUUCAGAAGGUAUAAUUCAAGAAAAGUUAAAACUUGGACUACAUUACCUCAAGAGCCAGCAUCUUGUAUGGCACCUUAAGUCAUCCAAUAUCUGCAGAAUA